UGAUCUAGGUGUAUGCGGAUUUUGCUGGAUGGGAGACGAUUUUCCGGCGGUUUUUAUAUAAUUCACGAUCUGUUGAAUUGUUGCGGUCUUUUUAUCGGAUAUGGCUUAUUUGGCGAGGUGUCAGCUGUCCAGGGGACUUCCAGCUAUCUCCAAAAUUGUCAGCGGUAGCAAUUCAAGGUUUCUCGUGGGCCAGAAGAGCCUCCAAAAUGUAGUGAAAAAUUACACAUCACUCGUCAAUAAUGUCAGGAAAUCUGGAGUCACAGCCCUGAGGCCAUUCGCUGAAAAUUCUCAAAAGAUCGGACGGGCUUUAGUACCCUUCGCCAAUCAGCUGAGAGCCUCCAGCACUGGAGAUCAUGUGAAAUUAUGGCAGAUGGAGAGAGUCGUGGCUGCUGCCUUUAUAGUUCUUCUCCCUGGGAUUUUAAUAGUUCAGAAUGUCGUCCUUGAUGGGCUUUUCGCUGCUUUAUUGGUGAUGCAUGCUCAUUGGGGUCUCGAGGCAGUUAUCCUGGACUACGCAAGGCCAGCAGUGGUGGGACCAGUUCUCCCAAAAAUUCUAUUCGCUGCUCUGUACACCAUGUCAAUAGUGACACUCGCUGGACUCCUGGCAUUGGCCUACAAUGGGCCAGGAGUAGGUGGUGCAGUUAAAAAAUUUUGGGCAAUUGGUAAUAAGUAAACAUUAAUUGACAAAAUUGUCCCGCGUUACUUAAGAUUAAUA
This is a messenger RNA of Fopius arisanus, 712 nucleotides long. RefSeq names its product succinate dehydrogenase, subunit D (gene SdhD). Gene Ontology annotation, biological process: tricarboxylic acid cycle; mitochondrial electron transport, succinate to ubiquinone. Lineage: Eukaryota; Metazoa; Arthropoda; Insecta; Hymenoptera; Braconidae. The transcript is spliced from 4 exons. Gene Ontology annotation, molecular function: succinate dehydrogenase (quinone) activity; heme binding; ubiquinone binding. Gene Ontology annotation, cellular component: mitochondrial envelope; membrane. The coding region runs from base 101 to 670 and encodes 189 amino acids. The record is from RefSeq and is a predicted model, not a curated record.